Cottoperca gobio is the source of this 5375-nucleotide messenger RNA. RefSeq names its product nectin cell adhesion molecule 3a (gene nectin3a). The transcript is spliced from 6 exons. Gene Ontology annotation, biological process: heterophilic cell-cell adhesion; homophilic cell-cell adhesion. The coding region runs from base 23 to 1786 and encodes 587 amino acids. NCBI's taxonomy places the organism in Eukaryota, Metazoa, Chordata, Actinopteri, Perciformes, Bovichtidae. The record is from RefSeq and is a predicted model, not a curated record. Gene Ontology annotation, cellular component: apical junction complex; adherens junction.
CAGCCCACGCGGAUCGGUCGCUAUGGAGAGCAGCUCCCCAGGAGCGCGAGCCAGCCAGAGAGAGCAGAGACGAGCGAGGAGCGAGGAGGACGGAUCAGAGAGUGCCAGAGCGCACACACAGACAACAAUCAUGGAGAAACGAUCACCGCUCAGGAGGACUUUGCCAUCUAACGGACUGCGACUUUUAACAACACUUCUCACCUUUUACGGACUUACCUGUGUGAGCAGUAACCAGGUGGUUGUUCCUGAGAAAGUGAAUGCAGUGCUGGGGAAGAACAUCACACUGGGCUGCAGAAUAGAGGUGGGCUCCAACCUCACACAGAGCUCCUGGGAACGUCUUCUUCCUUCAGGCACCAUUACUUUGGCAGUGUUCAACCCCGAGUUUGGAACCUCCAUCUCUCCAGACUACACCAAGCGCAUCUCGUUUGUUUCCCCCUCUGUACGAGAUGCUACCAUUACCAUUGAAGGAGCUGGCUUUGCAGAUAUUGGGUCCUACACCUGCAAAGUUGUAACAUUUCCUAUGGGCAACACACAAGCAUCAACCUAUGUUAAUGUUUUAGUGGAGCCAAAGGUCUAUGUUUCCGCCGGCCCCGCAGCUCUGCUGGAUGGUGGGAACGAGUCACUGGUGGCCACCUGCAUAGCAGAGCGGGGCCGUCCCGCUGCUGAGGUUUUCUGGGAGACGGAGCUGUACGGACGAAGCGAGAAGCAAAGUCAGGAUGAGCCCAACGGCACCACCACCGCACACGUGCGCUACAUGUGGCAACCGCAGAGCUACGCCCAGGGGAAGCUGCUCACCUGCGUAGUGCGCCACCCGGCCCUGCAGACAGAGUUCCGCAUUCCCUACAUACUAAAUGUGCAGUUUGCCCCAAUGGUAUCCAUAAUAGGAAUUGACAAGAAUUGGUAUGUGGGACAAGAGAAUGUGAAGUUUACCUGUGGAGCUAAAGCCAACCCACCUGCCCGUCUCUUCACAUGGACCAGGUUGGAUGGAUUGAUGCCCGAGGGUGUUGAGAAAUCAAACAAUAGCUUUGCUUUCACUCGCCCUUUGGAGCGCAAUGACUCUGGAGUGUACCGCUGUGAAGUGAUGAACGACAUCGGUCUCCACAGUCAGGAUGUAAACCUCUGGGUACAAGAUCCUCCCCCCACCACGGCCGCCCCCAGCACCACUGCAUCUCUCCUCCACGACACCUCGGGAACCGGCACAGAUGUCGACCAGCGGAGAGCCCUGUUCACCUCCCCGACCCUGGCCUCUUUACCCGACAGCAGCCUGGGUACUAUCGUGGGCGGUGUUGUAGGCGGAGUUUUAUUCCUGAUUCUCUUGCUGAUCCUCGGCGGGGCCUGCUUCAUGCGACAGCGCAGGACCUUCAGAGGAGACUACUACACCAAACAGUACCUGGGACCCUCCGACAUGCAGAAGGAGUCUCAGCUGGACGUGCUGCAGCCGCAUGAGCUGCAGGAGGUCUACGGGGACAAGACGAGCAAAGGCAGCCAGGAGCUCAAACCCAAACUGGGUGGAGACAUCAUUUACCCCGACUACACCCCUGACCACAAGGAUAGGGAUGAUUGGGCCGACAGGGGGGAUGCCAACAGGGGCCUCAAGGAGGGAAACUACUACCCAGAUCACUACAACACCCAAAACAUGCAUCCCUCCGGGCCUCCUGUGCACAGCCCCAUAGUGAGCAACGGCUCCCCCUACCUCCCGGAGGACUGCUUUGACAAUGGUACAGACAGCGACUAUGUGUCCCACGUGGACGGAUCUGUGAUCUCACGCAGGGAGUGGUAUGUUUGAGGAGAGAAAAAAAGUGACAAAUCAAACGACUGACUGAGAAUGAUUCCACAAGAGACAGAUAUAAAUAUCAUUUAAGGUGUCAUUUCAGUUAAAGGAUGAAUACAAUUUCUCAGCGCGGUUUCACAAUGAGCUCUUUGAACAAUACUGCUCGGCCUUGAUUGUAACCACUUAACCUUAAGGACGUGUAUGUGGAUUGUAUUACACUUUUGUAGCAUUUCAAGGAUCUACAAAAUAAGCUGGAACGCCUCUGUGAUUAGUAUCUGCGUAGGCUUAAGAAGCUUUGGCAUACGGUCGACUGAUGUGAAUGAGGUUUUGUAUUCUGCUUGUUUGUGUUUGCACCUGUCUUUAACACAGGUCACAGGUCAGGUGUUCAGACCCUUGUUAGUGAAGUAUUUAUAUCCCUGACUGACUGAGCUCUGCUCCCAUAAAACCUCACAACUUCUGUGGCAUUUUCAAAACGGUCUCUUAAUUGCUUACGGUGUUUUCAUACUGUUGAAAUGUUUAUCAUGGCUGCAAACAGUAUUUAAAGCAAAGUAUAUUGCAUGAGUUUUGUUAAAAGCAAAAUGUAUCAUCGAGUUAAAGGGAAGGUGUGUCAGUCACAUGAUUUAAAAGGGAGAAUUACCCAGACAUUGUUUUUGAGGGAAAAGCAAACUGACUGACGGCGAGUACAUCACAAAGAAAACCCUUUCAAACCUCUGGUUAAGUCUUUCAGUGGCUUUUUCAAACUCACAAUAUGUUCAGUCAAUUAUUCAUGAAAUGGUGAGCCUGUCACCAGACAGAGAGAGCAGCUAUGCCCUGUGGAAGUACUUUUACUUUCAGCUUAUUUAUUUGACAGAUAUCUCUGUUCAUGAAGUUGUAAUCCUUAAGAUUUCAGUCCUGGUUGAUUUGGUGACACCCGUUGUUACCAUAGUAACAGCAAACACUCCUUGAGCAGCUCCUUUUUUACAAGAGAAGCGACGGGUGAAUCGUGUAAUUAAAAGUGGUCCGCUGACAAGAAAAAGAGCAGAAAAUUACAGUGAUCUUGUUUUGUAGGCGCCUUUUUAAUGACCAAACUCAGGAAGCGCUAACUGCAGUGACAAAUACUUUCCGUUUCCUGUGGGUGCUUGCAUGCAUCGCUUCCUCUGCAUCCCUCUUGUCUAGGAAGGCAAUCUAGUGUAGGAAUGGCGGACUGCCACGACCUAAACAAAGUACAGGAGAGAAGAUUACUGCAGACAAACUGCCGACCAUGGUGUUAAAAAUUGGGUUUGAUUUCAUGAAGAUCUUAAGGAUUACCAUGUUUAAGCAAACACUAUUAUCACUAUUGAAAUGUGUUAAUCCAGUCACUUUCUUGAAGAAAAAAGCACAACUUGGUUAUUACAGUUGUCAGUUAACAUCAAAGGAAACCUACCAGGCUUUGGCCCUCUCUCCACUUAGCCAUGAUAACAGGCUGCAUCACUGUCUUUCCCAUUUUCCCUCCUCUGUAUCCUCUGAUUUCUGUCUGCACACAAACACCAAUUGGUCAUUAUAGUUUUUAUUUUAAACGUGGGAUCAAAGCAAUGAGUUAUAAAUACCAGAUGUGACUAUCACAGCUGUCAUCAUCUAACGUUUUGUGGCUCCAUAAACCACCGACAGUUUCACUGCUCCCGCUCGACACCCCACGGUCAGGAUUCAUGGUAAAUAAGCAAAUAAGUUGUUGGGGAGAGAAAGAAAAGGCCAGAGAGCGCAGAAAAAAGAAGCACUAAUAAACUGAUCCUUCAAGCUUUAGUUCGUAUGUGUUUGAAGUAUGAUUGCGUGAAUACCUCCCAGUACACUUGGAAACAUUGUGAGCUGCUGACAUCACUGCUGAUCACAGAACAGGCUCUAAUGUUGGGGUUUGGCUCCUCGGCAGCUCCUCUGAGGAUCUACAGCGAUCAUGGAAACUAGAAAUGUAAUCCACCAGUGAAAAAAUUGCUUUAAGAACCGUCUAGGUUAGAGCUGUCUGUGUAACGGCCCCCAAAGGGAUUUUUUUUUUCCACCCUACAAACAACAAACCCAGUGACGUUGAGUUAAAACAAAAGAGUUGACAUCAUGAAUGAUCUCAUCUCUCACUGCUUGAUUUGACCUUCCACUUUUCCACUUUGUGCUCUGUUUUUUAUUCGUUUCCUCAGGAGAGAUACGUGGAUCAAAGUGGCCUCACAUGAAAGAGAAACGUAACUCGUUUUGGAAACAUCCCCAUUUAAUUAAUCAGUGCGUUGUACCAUAUAUGUGUAUUACAGCCAGGUCAGGAUAGGGUGGAGGAGGAGGAGGAGGAGGGGGGUAUAUUUUGAGGUCUCCUUUCUUAUUGGGGUUUUAUAGAUUUUGGGUGCACUUUUUCUCUUUUUUUAAAUUGUUAUUUAGUUUAACUCUUCUCCACCCUUGUUUUCCCAUGCCAGGGCUUUGGUGGAAAGGUUUAGAUGUCUGAGAAUAAACUACUUUAAUCUCGCUCUCACUCUCAUCGUCACACACACACGCACCCAUCCACCACACAUCUGCCACUGCAGUCCGCAUUGGAGGAGCAGUCCUCGCCUCAAACUUUCAGCUUUUUAAUUAACUUUCUUUUUUUUCCUCUUCUCAUCGCACUCGGCUUACUUAAGUGCUCAAACUCGGUGAUAUAUAGCACAUCAGUGUCUGCAUGCACGCAUUUUUCAUAUAUGGCUGAUUCAUUGCUGUCAGCUUGUUUCUUAUUUGGUAAAGUCGCUCCAUGCAAACUGCUGUCUCUGCUCGAAAAAUGAUCUUUUUCUCUCAGUCUCGGUUUCAUCUCUAACGACUGUUUUGACAAAAGCAAAAAUGAGCUGAAGUGAUGAAUGUUUUUGUAAAGUUCUUCAUGCUUUUGGGUCACUCACCAACUGGUUGCAUGUAAAUUAAGUUAUUCGCUACGGACUACGUUCAUUAUUUCUCAUCACUAAUGUUUAUAUAUAUGUACAUAAUGCUCAUAGGUUAGCGUAGAAUUAGCCGUUUGAUUUAUACGCUCAUGCACAGUUUGUUCUGGACUCCCCUACUGAAUAGUUGGUGCCUUAGACGGGCUGAGCAAUGCACAGAGACUUUGAAAAAUGACAAGCAUUAAUAUAAAGGGUAUUAAUAUCAUUAAAGAGGAGGACUGACUGGUCCGGUAAUAUGUCUUCCAUCUUGAUAUUUAAGAUUUUCUGUUAUCAAAACAUCAGAAUAGACAAAAGGUUGAUUAUUUUUGCCUUAUACACUUUGAAAGGACACAUGUAACAAGUUAGUUACUGAGAAAAUUGUAAUAAGUAAAGUUUCACUGGGAAUUAAGACAAGCCAGAUUCAUAGAAAAUAUUAUUGUCCUGUAAAUAUGCUGGCUGUUUUUUUUUUGUUUUAUUUUGUUAUUGAAAAAAGUAUUUUUUGUAUGAGGUCUGUACUUUUCACAGAGUAUUAGUUUAUCUUACGUGCGUUCGAGGAGCUCUUGUCUCAUGAUAACGUAGAGGGCGAGCCUGUUUUCACUGCAUUUUAUAUCUGUUCUCAAGAGUUUCUGACCCAAUUAUUUUGUAUGUUGUUGUUUGAAUGAUUGGAAUCAGAGAUUAAAGUGCGGUAGAUUGUAUUUUGUUCCUUUUGUUUGCAAUAAAAAAUACAUCGUCAU